CGCGGCCGCCUCCCCGGGCCAACAGCUGCGCAGGCUGGAGCCUCCCACCGAAACGCCAUGGAUACAGCUAGUCACAGUCUAGUCCUCCUGCAGCAGUUGAAUAUGCAGCGUGAGUUUGGUUUUCUCUGUGACUGUACAGUUGCAAUAGGAGAUGUUUACUUCAAGGCCCACAGAGCAGUGCUAGCUGCUUUUUCAAACUACUUUAAGAUGAUAUUUAUUCACCAGACAAGUGAAUGCAUAAAGAUUCAGCCUACAGAUAUCCAACCAGACAUAUUCAGCUACUUGUUGCACAUCAUGUACACUGGAAAAGGUCCAAAGCAGACAGUCAACCCCAGCCGGCUGGAGGAGGGCAUUCGAUUUCUCCAUGCGGACUACCUUUCCCACAUUGCAAUUAAAAUGAACCAGAUACUUUCCCCAGAGACGAUGCAGUCUUCAAACUUAUAUGGAAUUCAGAUCUCAACUGCACACAAAGCAACAAAGGAAGGUCUUGGAGCAAAAGAAAAUCUGACAAAUGCCAGCAACAGGUCUGCUAACCAGGGCGAUCACCCACAGUUACAGCUCUCACUUGCUAUUGGACUAGAUGAUGGUACCCUCGAACAACAGAUCACCCAUCCUUCCACCCAAGCAGCUGUCAAACCAGUGGAGGCGCUUCAGAAAUCAUCUGUGUCUAUAAAGCAGGAGAAAUGUGACCCCGAGCCAGUGGUGUCCCAAAGUCACACGUCGCCCUCUCCAGAUGUUUCUAAAACUAAUCUCAAAAUGCAUUUAUGUCAUUACUGUGGGGAGCGUUUUGAUUCCCGUGGCAAUUUGCGGGAACACCUGCACACUCACGUCUCUGGCUCACUUCCCUUUGGCGUCCCAGCCUCCAUCCUGGAGAGCAAUGACCUUGGUGAAGUGCAGCCUAUUACUGAAAAGGGGGAAGCUAUUGAAAGUCACCGGCUCGGUGCCUUCCUACUGAAAGAGAAUGAGCAUCCGUCAGAACGUCCAAGCCAUAGUAACACAGAGCCGUUACAGUAUGGCCAGUUGUCGCUAAUCUCCAAAGACACUGAGCCUGUGGAGUUAAACUGCAACUUCUCUUUUUCAAGAAAGAGAAAAAUCAGUUGCACAGUCUGUGGCCACAAAUUUCUCCGAAAGAGCCAGUUGCUAGAACACAUGUACACACACAAAGGGAAACAAUACAAAUACAACCGAUGCCAAAGGUUUGGUAACCCAGUAGCCCACAGGUUUCAUCCUUAUUGUGACAGUUGGUCUGAUUGUACAGUAAAAAGUUCCAGGCUCUCUCAAGAUCACCUAGAUUCAUCAUGUGCAUUGGAGUCUGAUCUUGCUCCAGAAAAUGUUGAUGCAAUCCUCGUAGAAUAGCUUUGUAUGUUGCCUCUGAUGAGCUGAAAGCGUGAAUGCUUCAAUUUGUUUGUGUCCUUCCAUUUUGCUGAAUGUUCUGGGUACUCUUCUGAAGUUUUCUCUUCACCUAACAGCUCUGUCUUCAGCGAGAUGAGAUUGUAACAAUUAUGUAUACCCUUUUACUUGGAUAUUUAAACCUUAAAAUCCAAGUUGAUUAGAGAACAAGCUGUUUGUCGGCGGUGUCCAGAUAACUUAGAUCCAUCUUUCAUAAAUGACCACUUAAUUGACCUGUGUGUUAUCCAAGAUGAGAUUGUAGAAGUUAGUGAGUGUGGGGUUUAAGCAUCUAGUAUACUGAGCAAAACUUUAGGACUGAGUGUGUGUCCUUAGAAUUAUUCUGAAACCA
This is a messenger RNA of Malaclemys terrapin pileata, 1738 nucleotides long. It is a transcript of the gene ZBTB25, whose product is annotated as zinc finger and BTB domain containing 25. Gene Ontology annotation, biological process: regulation of transcription by RNA polymerase II. The transcript has 3 exons. The coding region runs from base 58 to 1356 and encodes 432 amino acids. Gene Ontology annotation, molecular function: DNA-binding transcription factor activity, RNA polymerase II-specific; protein binding; RNA polymerase II cis-regulatory region sequence-specific DNA binding. Gene Ontology annotation, cellular component: nucleus. The record is from RefSeq and is a predicted model, not a curated record. NCBI's taxonomy places the organism in Eukaryota, Metazoa, Chordata, Testudines, Emydidae.